Ochotona curzoniae (black-lipped pika) is the source of this 607-nucleotide messenger RNA. It is a transcript of the gene HIGD2A, whose product is annotated as HIG1 hypoxia inducible domain family member 2A. Gene Ontology annotation, biological process: mitochondrial respirasome assembly. The record is from RefSeq and is a predicted model, not a curated record. NCBI's taxonomy places the organism in Eukaryota, Metazoa, Chordata, Mammalia, Lagomorpha, Ochotonidae. Bases 38 to 358 code for a protein of 106 amino acids. Gene Ontology annotation, cellular component: mitochondrion. The transcript has 2 exons.
UCGGCGUCCCGGUUUUCUCCUACCCUCGGCCCCAGCAAUGGCGACUCCCGACCCUAUGACUCCCCAGGGCCCCUUUGAAGCGUCGCAGCCUCCUGUCAUUGAGGGGUUCAGCCCCAGUAUCUACAGAAAUCCAGAAAGCUUCAAGGAAAAGUUUCUUCGCAAGACGCGUGAGAACCCGAUGGUCCCCCUAGGUUGCCUGGGCACGGCGGCCGCCCUCUCCUACGGCCUCUACUGCUUCCACCGGGGCCAGAGCCAGCGCUCCCAGCUGAUGAUGCGUACCAGGAUCGCCGCGCAGGGCUUCACGGUGGCUGCCAUCCUCAUGGGCCUGGCUGCAUCUGCCAUGAAGUCCCGGGCCUGAGCUCUCGGCGGGCCCGGGAAAGCUCCGCAGAGGUCCUUCCAAAAACACAGACGCCACCAUCAGCCUUGCCACAGGACAGUACCCUUCUCUUGCCCCAUCGGGUCCCGGUGUCGUUGGGGGAGGAGGACGUGGCCCAUUGUGUAUCGGAUUUUUCAGGAAUCCCAGAUUGAGUUCGACUAAGGUGUUGCGUACUUCUAAGCGUGCCGUGUGCCUUUCACUCCCAACUUAAUAAAGAACCCACUGGCCGGC